Messenger RNA from Chenopodium quinoa (quinoa), 2571 nucleotides. RefSeq lists its product as uncharacterized. Bases 1 to 2571 code for a protein of 856 amino acids. The transcript is spliced from 5 exons. NCBI's taxonomy places the organism in Eukaryota, Viridiplantae, Streptophyta, Magnoliopsida, Caryophyllales, Amaranthaceae. The record is from RefSeq and is a predicted model, not a curated record. Gene Ontology annotation, molecular function: nucleic acid binding; zinc ion binding.
AUGGCUGCCAUUCUUGAACUCACUUCCACUCAAUUAUCCAACCCUGCUGAUCCUUCUAAACCUCUCAUUGUCAUCAACAUGCACAACGUUCUCAAACUCACACCUCAAAACUACCUCUCCUGGAAACUCCAGGUUGAAGCUCUCCUUGUAGGCCAUGAUCUCUUUGCCUUUGUUGACAGUAGCAAACCCUGUCCUUCUCCCGUCACCACAACUAAUGGCACUGAACUUUCAAACCCCGAGUACACGUUCUGGACUCGUCAGGAUCAUCUCUUAUUUGGUGCUCUCAUUGGUGCCAUUUCUCCAAACCUGGUUCCUCUUAUAUCCCAAGCCAAAACUUCUGCUCAAUUGUGGGAUAAACUGCGCAACACUUAUGCCCUUCCAUCCCGUGGCCACAUUAAACAACUCAAGAUAAGUUUAACCAAAAAGAAGAAAAAACGGCAUGAUAGUGAUAGUGAUGCUUCUAGUAGUGAUGAUGACACUCAUAAUAAGAAUAAGAUCGAUGAUAAAGGUAUCAAGCUUGAUGAUUUUACGGGUCUAGGAAGCCCCGAAGAUUUUCUUGAGUGGGCGAGACACUUAGAGAAAAUUUCAGAUUAUAAAGGUUUUGAUGAUUCUCAACGUUUCAAAAUUGCUUAUAUACGACUCACUAAGAAUGCGGGAAUUUGGUUCGAUAAUUUAAAGACUCGACGUGCUAGAGCAGGGAAGGAUAAGAUCAAGACAUGGACAGUUUUGAAGAAGAAGAUGCCUUUAAAAAUUGAAAGUCAUUGGCUCGAAGAUAAGAAGAGCACAAGUACAAAGAGUUUUGGUACCAAGUUCUCACAAGAGACCAAAACAAGCAAAACUUUCAAGCCUUUUAAACCGAGUUCCUACGAGUCUAAGGGAGAAAGCUCAACAAGUGGAGAAAAGAAAUUUGUUAAGAUAUCUAAAGAAGAGUUCGAAUCCCGAAUUAGGUGUUUCAAAUGUCAAGGAAAGGGACAUAGGUCGGAUCAAUGUCCUUCCAAGAAAGCUCUCACAAUAAGACAAUACGAACAACAAGUAGAAGAAGAGAAACACAUAGUUUUUGGGUGUGACGAUGAGGAAUCCGAAACUAAGGCAACAAGUAGUGAGGAAGAGAACGAUGAGAUUGAUCCCGAAGAUGAUGAACAAGUGCUUGUGUUAAGGAAGAUCCUCCAUGCCGAAGCAAACCCUAACAAAUCUCAACGUGAAAACUUAUUCCAUACUCGUUGCAAAGUAGGAGAUAGAUCAUGCAAGGUGAUCAUUGAUAGUGGUUCAUGUACCAAUGUGGCGUCCACAGAGAUGGUUACUAAGCUCAACCUUCCAACAAGAGUACAUGAGAAUCCUUACAAGUUGAGUUGGCUUGAUGAUUCUAAGGGACUUCAUGUGAAGAAACAAGCCUUAGUAAGCUUUUCCAUUGGGAGACCUUGGCAAUUUGAUCGUCAAGUUACACAUGAUGGUGAGGCAAAUACUUAUUCGGUCAAAAUAGGAAACAAAAGGUUCAAACUCAAUCCUCUACCCCCUAAUUCAAGCUACGGUCAUACCAAAGAUAAAGAGAAGCAAGUGCCGAAUUUCUUUUUGAAUGCUAAGGAACUUGAGAGUGAAGUAGAAAAGGGAGCCACGGUCUUUGCCUUAGUGAUAAAAGAGGCGAAAUCCACAAGUUCCUCAACAAACAUGCACAUAGAAGAGUUGCUAGAUGAAUUUAAGGAUGUGUUCCCAGAGGAACUUCCUAAAGGUCUACCUCCUUUGCGUGGAAUAGAGCAUGCUAUUGAUCUUAUUCCCGGAGCUCCUCUACCUAAUAAACCAGCCUAUAGGUGCGAUCCUACGGCUUCCCAAGAGCUUCAAAGACAAAUAGAGGAAUUGAUUGAAAGAGGCUAUGUUCGUGAAAGCAUGAGCCCUUGUGCGGUUCCAGCUUUACUAGUUCCAAAGAAAGAUGGUACAUGGAGAAUGUGUAUUGAUUCAAGAGCGGUCAACAACAUUACUAUCAAGUAUCGAUUUCCUAUGCCACGACUAGAAGAUAUGCUUGAUGAGUUACAUGGUUCUAUCAUAUUUUCCAAGAUCGAUCUUAGAAGUGGCUACCAUCAAAUGCGAAUUAGAGAAGGAGAUGAAUGGAAGACUGCUUUCAAAACUAAGCAAGGAUUAUAUGAAUGGAUGGUCAUGCCCUUUGGGCUAUGCAAUGCGCCAAGUUCAUUCAUGAGGCUCAUGAACGAGGUACUUAGACCCUUCUUAAAUAAGUUCAUUGUCGUUUACCUUGAUGAUAUAUUAGUCUAUAGUCGAGAUAAUAUUGAACAUAUUGAUGCUAAGAAACGGCUUGAAGUUUUUAAGAGGACAUGUGAACAAGUUAAAGUAAGGAUUGAGAAGAUGAAUAACGUCUACAAAGAAAGGUCAAACAAAAAGCGCAAGCAACCUACAUUCAAGCCGGGAGAUCUUGUUUGGUUACACUUAAGGAAGGAAAGAUUUCCAAACAAAAGGAAGAACAAGCUCAUGCCUAGAGCUGACGGCCCUUUUGAGGUUUUGGAAGUUUAUGGUGAUAGUGCUUACAAACUUGAUUUACCAAGCGAAUAUGGUAAUAUGAUGUGA